Messenger RNA from Drosophila willistoni, 412 nucleotides. RefSeq names its product cytochrome c oxidase assembly factor 5. NCBI's taxonomy places the organism in Eukaryota, Metazoa, Arthropoda, Insecta, Diptera, Drosophilidae. The transcript is spliced from 2 exons. The record is from RefSeq and is a predicted model, not a curated record. Gene Ontology annotation, biological process: mitochondrial respiratory chain complex IV assembly. Gene Ontology annotation, cellular component: mitochondrion. Bases 100 to 342 code for a protein of 80 amino acids.
GGAAAAGUUUUGCGUUUCCCAACAUCAACACCACAGCUGACUUUGAUUUUGUAACGAAAUAAAUUUAAUUAUUGUAAAGUAAAAUCCAAAUUCACAAAAAUGAUGCGCUACGAGGGAAAUGAAAAGCUAGCAGAUGAAACAGCAUGCGCUGGAGUCCGUGCCGAUUUAAAGAUGUGCCUACUAGAAAGUGAAUGCUGUAGACUGGACAAAAAAACACCGCGUCAAUGCUUGCAGGACAACAGUGUGCCGCCAGAGUGCCAAAUCCUGCGUAACACAUUUUACGAGUGCAAGCGUUCACUGCUCGAUAACAGACAACGUUUUCGUGGACGCAAGGGCUAUUAAUAAAAGUUCCUUAUUGCUUUAUUUGUAAACUUAAAACUAAAUAUAUGUAAUAAUUUUUUGAAAGAGUGAA